AAUUUUCCCCGAAUUUUUAGUUUACCGUGUACAACUCGCAUAUGUUACUGUAGAAACUUGAGAGAAAACUGAAAACAAUGGCGACCACUCCGAUGCCGCCGAACGUGGUGGCCGGAAACCCUGGCUUCGAAGGGAAUGCUUUGGUGGCGCCGCCGCCACCACCGUUGACUGACAUGACAGGAAUAUGCUUUAGGGAUCAGCUGUGGUUGAACACCUACCCACUCGACCGAAACCUGGUGUUCGACUACUUCGCCCUCUCACCGUUCUACGACUUGACCUGCAACAACGAACAACUUAGAAUGCGCUCCAUUCACCCCCUCGAUCUCUCUCAUCUCUCGAAAAUGACAGGAACUGAGUACAUGCUGAGUGAAGUUAUGGAGCCCCACCUUUUUGUCUUACGGAAGCAAAAGAGGGAUAGUCCUGAGAAAGUCAUGCCAAUGCUGACUUAUUACGUCUUAGAUGGUUCGGUAUACCAAGCGCCACAGCUUUGCAAUGUUUUUGCAGCUCGAGUAGGACGCGCAUUGUAUCAUAUAUCAAAAGCUUUCACUACAGCAGCCUCAAAGUUGGAGAAGAUUGGAUAUGUUGAUACUGAAAAUGAGAAUGCAACGCUGGAAUCAAAGGCUGCCAAAGAGACAAUUGACUUUAAAGAAGUUAAGCGAGUAGAUCACAUUCUUGCAUCACUACAACGCAAGCUACCACCAGCCCCUCCUCCUCCUCCUUUUCCAGAAGGUUAUGCUCCUCCUGCCACUGCUGAAGGAGAGAGAGGCUCUGAAACCCCGCAAGCAGAGCCCCAACCUACUGCUGUGGAUCCAAUCAUCGACCAAGGCCCAUCUAAGAGAAUGAAAUUUUGAGGUGACACUUAUUUCCCCUUCUUUCAACAUCCAAAACCAUUUCAUGGGCCAAAGAUUUUCCCGAGACAGGUUAUAUUUGUAACAAGGGGAGCCCACACUGAGUUAUAAUUGGAAAAUUUAGAGCCCGGUCUCCUUAUAUGAACUUAUUUAGAGAUAAGUCAAUCAAGAAAACUUAUUUAAUUUUAAGUCUGUUUUUUGUCAAUUUUACUAUUGUAACCCUUUUAUAUAGGAAUGUUAUAAACGACGUUUAUGAACACAAUAACCAUUCAGAUACAUCUCCUUCAUAAUUACCUUCAAAUU
Messenger RNA from Ilex paraguariensis (yerba mate), 1151 nucleotides. The record is from the annotation of a GenBank genome assembly. NCBI's taxonomy places the organism in Eukaryota, Viridiplantae, Streptophyta, Magnoliopsida, Aquifoliales, Aquifoliaceae.